AUGGAGACCCAGCUUCUUUCUUUUAACUUCAUUACUUUCUUGCUUUUCAUAUACUUCAUCACCUUGUUGGUUAAGGGAUGGAAGAAAUCAAAUUCCCUUGACAAGCAUAAAAAAUUGCCCCCAAGUCCGUCGGAGUUGCCUGUGAUUGGACACCUACACCACUUAAUGGGUGCACUCCCACACCGUGGUCUAAGAGAUUUAGCAAAAAAAUAUGGGCCGAUCAUGCAUCUGAAGCUUGGUGAAGUUUCUACCAUUGUCAUAUCGUCGCGUGAAAUGGCUAAAAAUAUUUUAACAGCGCAUGAUCUUGCUUGUGCAGACAGACCAGAAAGUAUAGGAAUGAAGAUUUUGUGGUACAACUAUACCAAUAUUGCCUUUAGUCCGUAUAAUGACUAUUGGAGGCAAAUGCGUAAAGUGUGCAUUGUAGAGCUCUUAAGUAGCAAAAAUGUCCGAUCAUAUAGCUCCAUAAGGAUAGACGAGACUUCACGUCUUGUUAACAAUAUCCGGUCGUCUUCUGGACAACUCAUCAAUCUAACUGACAAUAUCUUCACAUUCACGAGUUCAAUCACAUCUAGAGCAGCAUUCGGCGAGCUACUGAGGGAUCAAGACACUUUGAUAAAGUUCAUGAAAAAAGGAAUCGCCUUGGCUGCAGGAUUUGAUUUGGCUGAUUUCUACCCGACAAGAAAUUUCUUUCAGUACGUCUCUUGGAAUAAAUUUAAAUUGUUGAAGAUGCGGCGUGAACAAGAUUUAAUUCUUGACCGCAUCAUUGACGAGCACAAAGAUAACCGAGCUAGAGGAAAAGGAAGCAAUGGGGAGUUGGGAAGUGAGGACAUAAUCGAUGUUCUACUCAGGUUACAACAAAGUGGAGAGCUUGAUGUCCCUAUUACUAAUGACAACAUCAAAGCAAUCAUUUUCGACAUGUUUACAGGAGGAACUGAAACAACCACCACAGCACUUGAUUGGCUCAUGGCAGAGUUAGUGAGAAAUCCACGUGUGAUGGCAAAGGCACAAGCUGAAGUAAGACAAACUUUUGAAGGAAAGAAGACAAUCGACGAGAGUGAUUGUCAAAAUCUGAAAUAUCUGAAAUUGAUUAUCAAGGAAAACUUUAGGAUACACCCCGUCGUUCCAUUACUUCCAAGAGCAUGCAGAGAAGAAUGUGAAGUUGAUGGGGGGUAUACUAUACCCGUCAAAGCAAAAGUUACCGUUAAUAUCUGGGCAUUGGGAAGAGAUCCAGAAUAUUGGGAUGAACCAGAAAGUUUUAAACCAGAGAGAUUCGAGAAUAGUACUCUUGAUUUCCUGGGAAAUAACUUUGAAUAUAUUCCAUUUGGAUCAGGAAGAAGGUUUUGUCCCGGCAUGAGUUUUGCCUUGGCAAAUAUUGAGUACCCUUUAGCACAACUUCUCUAUCACUUUAACUGGAAACUUCCCCCUGGAAUGAAUACUAAUGAUAUGGACAUGAUCGAGGCACAAGGAAUAAGUGGAACGAGAAAAGAUAAUCUUCACUUGAUUGCCACACCCUACAACCCUCCUGUGGAAGGUUAAGGAAUCCAGUGAAAGGAGGCUUGAGAGCAGUUCUUGAUGCAAAUAAGCUUCACUAGUAGAAGUAAUUUCGCCCAAAAAUGCAUCAAAGUUUUUAAUUCCCUAUAUUAAUGUAUGCACUCUUAUUUACAAAGAUUUUCAUGUAUGUCUUUAUGUUCUUCCUUAGUAUGUCAUAUACUACUUCAGAACUGUGGGUUUCCGAU
Messenger RNA from Olea europaea var. sylvestris, 1736 nucleotides. Its product is annotated as premnaspirodiene oxygenase-like. The transcript is spliced from 2 exons. The record is from RefSeq and is a predicted model, not a curated record. Lineage: Eukaryota; Viridiplantae; Streptophyta; Magnoliopsida; Lamiales; Oleaceae. The coding region runs from base 1 to 1536 and encodes 511 amino acids. Gene Ontology annotation, molecular function: monooxygenase activity; heme binding; iron ion binding.